Molecule: messenger RNA, 2050 nt
Organism: Entrophospora candida
Lineage: Eukaryota; Fungi; Glomeromycota; Glomeromycetes; Entrophosporales; Entrophosporaceae
Source: the annotation of a GenBank genome assembly
AGAAAUUUAUGAAUUUAUUGAUCUUGGCAAACGAAUCACAAAAUUAAAAGAAACCAUUGACAAAGCAUUCCUAAAACAUGAGGAAUCAAUUAUGCAAAAAAUUCGUUCUAAGCUUCAAAAUUGGUCUCCUAAUGACAAUAAUGACAAAUUAAAUGUAAAUUCAUGUCAAAAUGAGUUUUUAGAAUUGAUUGAAAAAGGGCUACAAAAAAUUCCAGAUUGCAAUGAUACCAACUGUGAAGAAUGUGAAAAAACAAAUAAAGAAAGAAUUGAAUUGGAAAAGUACCUUAAGGAUAGGAAUAAUGAGAUAUGUGAAACGGAAACUAAUCAAACAAUUAAGAAUUAUAUCAAACUCAAUCAUCAAUCUGCAUCCAUGAAACUUACCCAAAUGCUUGAAGCCAGCAUUCUCAGAAAAGGUAUUUCAUCUGAAUCUCUUCACAUAAUUAACAACCGCUUAGAAGAGAUUUUAAAAAAAACACCAAAUGGUGGAUUUUCUGAUAACAAACGUGAAAAAGAAGUUGAAAAAAUAUGGAAUUUAUUGCGAAAUAAUAUGUCAUCAAAACACAUUAUUGAACCAGUAGUGGAGCAAAUAGAUAAGGAAGUCAAAGAUAUAUUUUCUCAUUUAUCAUCAGAAGGAUUAUAUCAAAAAUACAUAAAUGGAAAAUCUCCAGAUUUAUCUAAGUGCAAUGCAUAUAAUAAAUUCAUGUUUCCAAAACCCUUGAAACUGAGAGACAUCUGUACUCUCCAGGGAAAUCUUGAUAAUUUGGUAGAUUUAAUAUUAGUAAAAAGGGCUUCUUAUCACCCUGGAAUUGUACGUGACCUCACAAGAGAAAUAGACAAAACACUUGAUGAGAAUUCAAAAAUUCUUCGGAAACCAUUUUUGCCAGAUUUCAAAUGGAAUACUUACUUAUAUGCUUUGUUAAAGUUUAAACCAAAAAUGGUAAAUUUUCAAAAAAAAUGGGACAUGGAUAAUACUCCACUUGGCAUUCUUGAUCAAAAGAAAGAUGAAUAUUUAAAUAUGAUUGGUACUAGGCUUCAAUAUGGACAUACACUUGUUUCUGAGGGCCAUAUUAUUGGAGACUAUUUAUUGAGGGUUAUUCAUAAAAAAGCAAUGGAUGCAGGAAGCUCUGAGCGAAAAAAAGCUGUGUGUGAUAUUGGUUGGUUGACAAAUGCUGAAUCAGUUAGACUUAAAUAUUUUGAAAAACUUGCUGAACAAGUUCGAAAUGGUGAUAAUGAAGAAGCUAUACAGUUUUUUUCACAGCCAAAGAGAUGCAUAGAAUAUUGGUUUAAAUCCACAGUUGAUGGUAAUGCAAGUGGAAAUCCAGAGCAAAAAUACAAUGAUACCUUUAGAGCAGAAUUCAGUCGAGUCUUUCAAGAAAUUCACAACUGUCAAAGUUUUGAGAAAAUCAAAAAAUUUGUAAAUGAUUACAUGACACAAGUUGAUAAAGUGGAUUACAAAUUGGAUCUUGAAGACAUAAAUGAAGAUUUAAAGAUAUUCUAUAAUGCUAUUGAGGAAGAGCUUGAAACUAAAAGGGAUGGUUGUUAUACAAGAAAUGAGCCUUUUCAAGCCCCAUCUAAUGAUAAAUCAAUCAUGGAGAUACUUGGAUGCACAGAAGCAUGUUAUUUUUGUGGAGCUUUGUGCUGGGGAUCUUGGGGUCAUCAUAAUGAUAGUGGCGAAACAAAAAGACAUCAUACUAGCCAUCAACCUCGAGGCCUUGGAAUAGUCAGUUAUAAAGGCACAGAUGAACUUGUUGCUAGGCCAUGUCAUAAAUUGGUAGAUGAUACGAAUGUGUGGUAUUUUGGCAAGGAGGACCCAACACUUUGGAGUGUUGCAAAAAUUCAAGAUUUCUCAGGUUGGAUAUUUGAACCUCACUACAAAUACUUGUUCAAUGAUCUUAUGUGCUGGUUCUUUGAAAAAUUGCAUGAAGAUCUUGCAAAAACAUAUGGUCGCAAACCAUCAACUAAUGAUGAAUUGAAAAAGAAUGGUUGUCUAAACUUGAGUUACAAUGAUAUUAUUAGCACACUUAGAACAAAAAUUAAUCCAUUAAAUUAG